UCAACAAUACUUUAGUUACAAAUUUUAUCAAAAGUUAUUCAACCGGUUUCCAAUUUCAUAUCAGUUAAUUUAACCAUUAACAAAAAAAAAAUGACAAUUGAACUCAUAAAUUUAUGUAGAUACCUGACUGAUCGAAAUUGUACUUCCUAUUGUUAAUUGGAACUAUAAAAAUACAUUCAAUUGACAAUUAUUGAUCAGUGACAAUAGUUACCUCUCAAAUAACCAUACAAAUACCCACCAUGAAAUUCCUUUUGUGUCUCGCUCUCUGCUUUGCCGCUGCCCAAGCCGGAUUUGUAGGAGUUCAAAAUGCUGUAGCAUACUCUGCUGGAGUUGCUGUGCCAUCAGUAUACAAUGCUCCUUUGACAUAUAAUGCUCCUCUGACAUACAACGCUCCAUUGGCUUACUCUGGAUAUCCAUCGGUUUAUAGUGCAGGACUAGCUGCUCCAGCUGUUUACAACAAUGUUGGUUUUGCUAGUCCUUUAGUAAGAUCAGCUUAUGCUGCUCCAACUGUCUAUUCCAGUCCAAUUGUUGCCAACACUUUGUUGAAGAAAUAAAACGAAAUGCUUUUUUUCCAAAUGAUUCAGUUUUAAUAAAUAUCUAUUGUUCUCAUUAUCAA
Messenger RNA from Episyrphus balteatus (marmalade hoverfly), 616 nucleotides. RefSeq lists its product as uncharacterized. The transcript is spliced from 2 exons. Bases 240 to 554 code for a protein of 104 amino acids. NCBI's taxonomy places the organism in Eukaryota, Metazoa, Arthropoda, Insecta, Diptera, Syrphidae. The record is from RefSeq and is a predicted model, not a curated record.